CCAUAUCUAUAUAGGAUUAUAAUUGUUGCUCACAGUUUUUGGUGUUGGAUUAAUUGCAUGAGACUAUCCUUGUUCAGCUCAACUUCAAAUUCCUAUAUCUUUUCUAAUUGGUAAUAAUCUCAUAAUCAAUUUCUCUCCUUAAAUACUACAAAUAGUGUUCCUCUCUCGUUAGUUCGUUAAGCCUAGAAUUCUACUACUUCUUUGACAACACAAGACAGUUUUCAGGUUCUAUUUUUGUGGCAUUAUAUUCACAAUAAUCAUUUUCAGGUAAAGUAGUUACUUGGUACAGUUAAUGUCAUGAAUUUUCAACUUACUAGCAUUUAUCAAGUUGUCUUCUUUAAUUAGAAAAUGGCGUAUGAAACAACUAACUUACGUUUUUUUUUUUUUUUUUGAACUGGUUGUGUAGAUAACAUUAUGGUUUUGGAUGCGUUAGUGAGAUUGGGGGCAUUAUCAGGUUCAGAUGAUCAAGUGUUUGUAGAUUUAACUCUAUUUGUGGCACUUCUCUGUGGAUGUAUUGUGAUCGGUCAUCUUCUUGAAGAGAGCCAAUGGACUAAUGAGUCGAUUACAGCACUAAUUAUCGGUUUAUGUACUGGAGGCAUCAUUUUACUAACUACAAAUGGAAAAAGCUCUCGUCUUUUAGAAUUUGACGAACAGCUUUUCUUUAUCUAUGUUAUACCACCCAUUAUAUUCAAUGCCGGUUUCCAGGUGAAAAAGAAGCAUUUUUUCAGGAAUUUAGGGACCAUUGUUCUGUUUGGUGUCCUCGGCACAUUGAUAUCUUUCGGCAUCAUAGCAUUUGGUACGCCCUGCUUCUUCAGUACCCUAAUUCACGGUUUGAAGUUAAGUGAUUAUCUUGCGAUCGGAGCUAUAUUUUCAGCGACGGACUCUGUUUGCACGUUACAGGUGCUUAAUCAGGACGAGACACCUCUUCUCUACAGCCUCGUCUUUGGAGAAGGUGUUGUAAAUGAUGCUACAUCAGUGGUACUUUUUAAUGCAAUCCAGAAAUUCGACCUCUCAAACAUCAACUCACGAGUGGCCUUAUCGUUCACUUCAAAUUUUCUAUACCUAUUUUCUGCAAGCACUGUGCUGGGAGUGCUUGUUGGGUUGCUAAGUGCUUAUAUAAUCAAAAAGAUAUACGAUGGAAAGAACUCAACCGAUCGUGAAGUUGCUCUCAUGAUUCUCAUGGCUUACCUUUCGUAUGUUAUAGCAGAACUGUUUGAUUUAAGUGGAAUUCUUACAGUAUUUCUCUGUGGGAUUGUCAUGUCACACUAUACCUGGCAUAAUGUGACCGAUGAUUCUAAGGUGACAACAAGGCAUGCUUUUGCAACAAUGUCAUUUAUUGCGGAGACUUUCAUUUUCCUUUAUGUUGGAAUGGAUGCUUUAGAUAUCGAGAAAUGGAGAUUUGUUAGCCACAACACUCCUGGAAAAUCUGUAGCAGUGAGUUCUGUGGUACUUGCCCUGGUUAUGGUUGGACGAGCGUGCUUUGUGAUUCCUUUAUCCAUGUUAUCCAAUUGGUGGACAUCUAAGCAUGAUAAGAUUGGCUGCAAGCACAUGGUUACAAUAUGGUGGGCUGGUCUGAUGCGAGGAGCUGUCUCCAUGGCUUUGGCUUAUAAUCAGUUUACGAGAUCUGGCCAGAAACACUUGAUUGGAAAUGCAGUCAUGAUCACUAGCACAAUUGCAAUUGUCCUCUUCAGUACAAUGGUGUUUGGGCUGCUAACAAAGCCUCUCAUAAGGUACUUGCUACCUCCAUCACAACAUUUCAACAGCAUGAGUUCUUCCGAAUUCUCCUUCAUGCUACCACUUCUCAAUGGGAUAGAAGAUGAUGAAGGUGAUGUUCCUCGAAUAAGAAGUUUGACAUUGUUACUGAAAAGACCCGCACAAGCCAUUAUGUAUUUUUGGACAAAGUUUGAUGAUGCUUUUAUGCGCCGCGUGUUUGGAGGGAGGGAUUCCAUGCCAGACACACCAGUAUUAUCGAAUGAAGGAAGUGAUCGCGAUUCAGAAUUUGAAAGUUGUCUUAAUAUAUGUCUCGAGUAGAAAAUAGGUUUCUAGGAUAGCCAAUUUUCCUAGCAAGUGUCAACCUUAACCAGGAAC
This is a messenger RNA of Lycium barbarum (goji berry), 2088 nucleotides long. Its product is annotated as sodium/hydrogen exchanger 3-like. The coding region runs from base 415 to 2031 and encodes 538 amino acids. Gene Ontology annotation, molecular function: sodium:proton antiporter activity. The transcript has 9 exons. Gene Ontology annotation, cellular component: membrane. The record is from RefSeq and is a predicted model, not a curated record. NCBI's taxonomy places the organism in Eukaryota, Viridiplantae, Streptophyta, Magnoliopsida, Solanales, Solanaceae. Gene Ontology annotation, biological process: sodium ion transport; proton transmembrane transport; regulation of pH.